AGAUUGUUAAAUCAAAGAGACAAACUCCAAUGGAGUACAAACAUUUCAGCCAUCCACAUACUCUCAAGCUCCAACAGAUUCAGACAAAUAAAAGCACAGAUUCUUCAGUUGUCUGCUCAGGCUGUGAAUUAACCAUCUCUGAUUUCGAAACUGCGUAUAUCUGUUCAACAUGUGAAUUCAAUCUUCAUGAGCAAUGUGGUAACGCAGUGCGUGGGAUGCAACACCCUUCCCACGCAGGGUUCCACCACUUGACUCUAGUCCCUUAUACAACUUACAGCGCCGGUACCUUCCUCUGCAGGGCAUGUGGCUGCACUGGAGGUAAAGGGUUCUCUUACUGUUGUCCUUUGUGCGACUUUGACCUCCAUGUUCAAUGUGCGCAUCUGCCUCAGGUCAUGGUUCAUGAGUCUCAUCCUAUCCAUAGUCUACUUCUCGUCUACAACAGCACUCCUGUUAUGUCUUUUACUCAGUUUGGUUUCGGGAAUCAGCUUGUCUGCAAUAUUUGUAACAUAGCUAUGGAUGGUAGGUUUUGGUCUUAUAACUGUUAUGCUUGUAGUUAUCAUAUUCAUGCUUCAUGUGCUGUGAAUAAGCCUAAGCUAGUGGCUGCUUCUGCUGAGAAGUGUGGGCCGAGUGAUGGAGGAAAGAUAGCAACCGCUGAAUCUGUUCCUGUUCAGGGUUUGGAGACUGUGCAGACGGAACAACGAGUAGCUGCGACAACAGAGCAAGUGGAAGAUCCAGCUUUGAGGCAACAGCUUGAACUUCAGAAGCUUCAGCUUGAGCUAGAUAUGAGUUCUGCUCUGGCAAACAUGAUGGGUUCCUUCAAUCUCAGUUCUUUUGUUUGAUGUAUCUUUGUGUCGCUGCUAUCUUCUUCUUUUCAGUUUGUUUGAUUUGAUGCAUUUACAUGUGCCAAUAUGACCUGGAAUUUUCUCUGUUCUUGUGUUCUCUAAAGUACUGAACUUGAAUAAGUAUCCUAUCUU
Molecule: messenger RNA, 974 nt
Organism: Camelina sativa (false flax)
Lineage: Eukaryota; Viridiplantae; Streptophyta; Magnoliopsida; Brassicales; Brassicaceae
Product: protein VACUOLELESS GAMETOPHYTES-like
Source: RefSeq, a predicted model, not a curated record